AUGGGGCUCUUGAAUCUUCAAUCCUCGAAGCACCGCCACACCCGGCAAUGGCGCUUGCUGGAUAUAAUCACCGCCGCCUUCUUCGCGGCGGUCCUCCUCUUCUUCCUCCUGGUGUUCACCCCGCUUGGCGACUCGCUGGCGGCUUCCGGGCGGCAGACGCUGCUGCGCUCGGAUCCGCGCCACCGCGGGAGGCUGGUGGCGCUGGUGGAGCUCGGCCGGCAGGGGACGGCGAUCGAUGCUUGCCCGGCUGACAUGGUGGACCACAUGCCGUGCGAGGAUCCUAGAAUCAACAGCCAGCUCAGCAGGGAGAUGAAUUUCUACAGGGAGAGGCAUUGCCCCCGGCCGGAGGAGACGCCGCUUUGUCUGAUCCCGCCGCCUCAAGGGUAUAGGGUUUCGGUACUGUGGCCGGAAAGUCUACAUAAGAUUUGGCAUGACAAUAUGCCCUACAAUAAGAUAGCAGAUAGGAAAGGCCACCAGGGAUGGAUGAAACGGGAAGGCCCGUAUUUCUUAUUUCCAGGUGGUGGCACGAUGUUCCCCGACGGGGCAGUGCAGUAUAUCGAGAAGCUUAAACAAUAUAUUCCUAUUGCUGGUGGAGUUUUGAGGACAGCUCUUGAUAUGGGAUGCGGGGUUGCUAGUUUUGGUGGGUAUAUGCUGGCUGAAGGCAUCUUAACUCUCUCUUUUGCCCCGAGAGAUUCACACAAAUCACAGAUUCAGUUUGCUCUGGAAAGAGGAGUACCAGCAUUUGUUGCCAUGCUUGGCACUCGUAGACUUCCAUUUCCUGGUUUUUCGUUUGAUUUGGUGCAUUGUUCGCGAUGUCUCAUUCCUUUUACCGCAUAUAAUGCAACAUAUUUUCUUGAAGUUGAUAGAUUACUUCGCCCGGGAGGUUACCUGGUCAUCUCUGGGCCACCCGUGCAGUGGGCCAAACAAGAUAAGGAAUGGGCCGAUCUGCAGGCAGUGGCCCGAUCAUUGUGUUAUGAGCUUAUCGUUGUGGAUGGGAACACCGCCAUCUGGAAAAAGCCUAUUGGGGAUUCAUGCCUUCCCAAUCAAAACGAAUUUGGGCUCAGUUUGUGUCCCGAAUCUGACGACCCAAGUUUUGCAUGGUACACCAAGUUGAAGAAAUGCAUGAGCCGUACAUCUUCAAUCAAAGGAGAAUUUUCUAUAGGAAAAAUCCCGAAAUGGCCCGAUAGACUGACUUCAGCCCCUGCAAGAGCCAGCGUGAUGAAAAACGGGAUUGAUGUGUUUGAGGCCGACAAAAGGAGAUGGGUUAGAAGGGUUGCUUACUAUAAAAACACGCUAAACGUGAAAUUGGGAAGUCCUUCAAUAAGGAACGUGAUGGACAUGAAUGCGUUUUUCGGAGGUUUCGCGGCUGCAAUUGUGUCUGAUCCCGUGUGGGUGAUGAAUGUUGUGCCCUCUCGCAAGCCUUCGACUCUUGCUGUCAUAUAUGAUAGGGGGCUUAUAGGAGCCUAUCAUGAUUGGUGUGAACCUUUCUCGACUUAUCCUCGUACGUAUGAUCUAAUUCACGUAGCUGCAAUCGAAUCGCUCGUGAAGGAUCCCAUUUCCGGAAAGAACAGGUGUAACCUUGUGGACUUGAUGGUGGAAAUCGAUAGAAUGUUGCGCCCGGAAGGCACUGUUAUCGUCCGAGACUCGCCUGAAGUUAUCGAGAAAGUCGAACGUAUUUCUCGUGCUAUAAGAUGGACUUCUUCCGUGCACGUAAAGGAACCUGAAUCCCAUGGAAAAGAGAGCAUUCUUGUAGCAACCAAGAAACUAUGGAAACUGCCUUCUGCAUCACAUUGA
Striga hermonthica is the source of this 1794-nucleotide messenger RNA. NCBI's taxonomy places the organism in Eukaryota, Viridiplantae, Streptophyta, Magnoliopsida, Lamiales, Orobanchaceae. The record is from the annotation of a GenBank genome assembly.